GGUGACAGACGUGUUUGUUUGUAAACAAAUAGGCAAGGGAAAUAGGCCACUCGAACUUGCACAAUGUCAUGGAAAGAAACAGAGUUUAAAAAAUAUGCAACUGAAUACGACCCUAUCAAAAUCGGUUCCAUUGAUGUUAUUGUAUGUCGGGACUCAGGUACAGACACAGAGCCACACGAUCGCGCCAUUCUCCGGGCGUUACACUCAGAAUAUAUUCCUAACAAGCAGGUGAAAGGUGAUCCUCACCAUACUCUGUUUGUGGCCCGGUUAAAUCCCCGGACUUCACAGGAGACAGUGCAAACAGAAUUUAUGAAGUUUGGCAAAAUUCUACAUUGCCGUUUGGUAAAAGAUAUUGUGACAGGAAAGUCGAAACAAUAUGCGUUUGUUGAAUUCGAGAGUUCCAGUAGCAUGGAGACAGCUCUGCAGGAGAUGCAUAAGGAGUACAUUGACGGGGCUGAGAUACUAGUGGAGCGAGAGGCGGAGAGGCGGCUGGAGGGCUGGAAGCCGCGGCGGCUUGGCGGGGGCUUUGGCGGGCGCAAGGAGUCUGGCCAGCUGCGCUUCGGCUGCCGCGAUCGUCCCUUUCGAAGGCCCAUUAUUAUUUAAAAGAUGAUCAGAGAUAAUUUUAACUGUGUAAUAUUAUAUAUUAUUUAUUACUAUAUUAUAUUAUAAAUCUUCAAUAAAAAUACAUAUAUGUAUAGCUGACAACGAGUGGGUGUGUUGUGUAUACUAUACACCUCUGCCAACCGCGUCAGGAAUACAGGCAUGAUGUAUUCUAUGUUAUGUUAAAAAAAUAAUUUGUUCGAAAACCUCGCAAAACGCUGGCGUGUCGUCAGCAUAGCAUCAUGAGGUCUCCAUAUUUUAUCUCUCGUAUUUUUUACACUAGGGGCAGUGUGUGCGUGUAGGGGUCGUUCUAUGUUAACAUAACAUAAACUUCACAACGUUCACGUUCACCGUAAACGUUCUAUGUUAAAUAAAUAAAUAAAUAUGUUGCG
This is a messenger RNA of Pectinophora gossypiella (pink bollworm), 992 nucleotides long. RefSeq names its product U11/U12 small nuclear ribonucleoprotein 35 kDa protein-like. Gene Ontology annotation, biological process: mRNA splicing, via spliceosome. The coding region runs from base 64 to 603 and encodes 179 amino acids. Lineage: Eukaryota; Metazoa; Arthropoda; Insecta; Lepidoptera; Gelechiidae. The transcript has 3 exons. Gene Ontology annotation, cellular component: precatalytic spliceosome; U12-type spliceosomal complex. The record is from RefSeq and is a predicted model, not a curated record. Gene Ontology annotation, molecular function: mRNA binding; snRNA binding.